Molecule: messenger RNA, 1425 nt
Organism: Aethina tumida (small hive beetle)
Lineage: Eukaryota; Metazoa; Arthropoda; Insecta; Coleoptera; Nitidulidae
Product: opsin, ultraviolet-sensitive-like
Exons: 3
Coding region: 1-1317 (438 amino acids)
Biological process (GO): G protein-coupled receptor signaling pathway
Cellular component (GO): membrane
Molecular function (GO): G protein-coupled receptor activity
Source: RefSeq, a predicted model, not a curated record
AUGGAGAACAUAACCACUUUAAUAGACAGAUUUUACAAAACACAUCCAGUUGAAAAGUGGAAGAAUUACGGAUUUUUUAACGAUAAAUACAUUCAUGUGAUCAAUUACCACUGGUUACAAUUUGAUCCGCCUCUUAGAUCCAGCUAUUUAUCAUUGGCACUGCUUUACAUCAUCAUUAUGAUUGUUGGAUGGACGGGAAAUGUCUGUGUUAUUUAUUUGUAUUAUAGAAAUAGAGUUCUUCGGACUUCGGGGAAUAUGUUAGUGGCCAAUCUUGCAAUCAGUGAUUUAAUGCUCUUAUCAAAAAUGCCAAUAUUUAUAUACAACAGCUUUUUGGAAGGACCAGCACUUGGAGACAUUGCUUGUAGAAUAUAUGGCCUAGUUGGAGGAUUAACCGGAAAUGUAUCGAUAUGCACACUGAGUGCAAUUGCACUUGAUCGUUUCUACGUCAUAAAAUAUCCACUGAAUCGGGCAUUCAGUAGUUUACGUGUAAAAAUAUGCUUGGGAAUCGUAUGGGGAUAUGGACUGUUCUUCGCCAUAAUCCCCUCCCUGAAUAUUGGUUUAGGACAAUACACACCCGAAGGAUAUUUGACCAGUUGCAGUUUCGAUUAUUUAUCUCCGGAAAAAGAAGUUAAGAUAUUUAUUUUAGUUUAUUUUUGUGCAGCCUGGAUUUUACCUUUUGCCAUUAUUACUUUUAGCUAUGCUCAUAUUUUGAAUAUUGUAUUGGCCCGUUCAAUGUCAACGAAACAACAAAGGGAAUCGUUUAGACACAUUCGAGAGGAAAACCAGAGGAAACAGGAAAUAAAAUUGUCUUUGACUGUAUUGUCCGUAAUUUUUUUAUGGUUUGCUGCCUGGACACCGUACUCUGUGGUAGCUUUGUUGGGAGUGUCUGGCCAUAAGGAAUUGAUUACACCAAUAUGUUCGAUGAUUCCAGCUUUAUUUUGCAAAACAGCUAGUGCCAUAGAUCCUUAUGUCUACGCACUGUCACAUCCAAAAUUUAAAGAAGAACUGUUCGCAAUGUUUAAAAGGAGUAAAACCAAAACCUCGAGCAAGAUCACCACCAUUUCCAAACGCCCCAAAAAGAUCGCCGUAGAAGUAAAUGACGAAAUUUCAGAGGUGGAAAACAUAGAAUUAAUAUCGAUUCCGGGAUUUACGUCACAAAAAGAACCACCAGUAUCUAGCAACAUUGACACGGGAGAGAACUUAAGAAAAUGUCACAAGAACUUCAGUAUAACCGAGAUGAUUUGCUUCAGGCCCACCUUCAGUAACAAAUCGACGAGCAUUAGGAGAAUCGCAAGGAGGUGGUCACUAAAACAAUAAACCAAUAUUGCUUUGUUUCGAAAAUUCUUCAAUACUUCACUUAUUGUCAUUUUAAUUAGCUCUUUCUUAAUGUUGAAAUAUAUGCCAAAAAUAAAAUUUUAGAAGUAA